This is a messenger RNA of Saccostrea cuccullata (small rock oyster), 1007 nucleotides long. Its product is annotated as SUMO-conjugating enzyme UBC9-B. The transcript is spliced from 7 exons. Gene Ontology annotation, biological process: protein sumoylation. The record is from RefSeq and is a predicted model, not a curated record. Gene Ontology annotation, cellular component: nucleus. Bases 34 to 516 code for a protein of 160 amino acids. Gene Ontology annotation, molecular function: SUMO conjugating enzyme activity. Lineage: Eukaryota; Metazoa; Mollusca; Bivalvia; Ostreida; Ostreidae.
CUUGAAAAACCCACAUGAGAAGGUGAAUUCAAAAUGUCAGGAAUAGCCAUUGGAAGACUGAGUGAAGAACGCAAAGCCUGGCGCAAGGAUCAUCCAUUUGGCUUUGUUGCAAGACCCACUAAAAAUCCUGAUGGUACUUUGAAUUUAUUAAAUUGGGAGUGUGCAAUACCUGGCAAAAAGGGAACACCGUGGGAAGGAGGAUUAUACAAACUCAGAAUGUUAUUUAAGGAAGAUUACCCUAGCUCACCUCCUAAAUGCAAGUUUGAGCCUCCACUGUUCCACCCCAAUGUGUACCCGUCAGGGACAGUGUGUCUGUCUCUACUGGACGAAGAGAAAGACUGGCGUCCGGCCGUCACGAUUAAACAGAUUUUAUUGGGUAUCCAAGAACUGUUAAAUGAACCUAAUGUGAAGGAUCCAGCUCAAGCAGAGGCCUACACCAUCUACUGUCAAAAUCGCGUGGAGUAUGAACGACGUGUUCGAGAGCAGGCUGUCAGAUUUCGGGAUCCUUCCUUAUAACUGGAAACGUGAGAUAAACAAUUCAGGGAUGAUAUUGUGUUACGUAUUUCUAAAGCUCUCAAACUGGUGAAAUGAAACAGACCUUUAUAUAUGCUUUAUUUCUGGCAGGAUUCAGUAGAUAUCAAUCAUUCAGUGCUUCUUCAUGGACGGAUUAUUUGUGCAUUCUGUUGUACUAUUCACCAAGAAGAGAGAGACUUCUUCCUUCAAUGUUGGUGCAUUGUUUGUGACAUUAAUUAUUAAAGCAGUGCAUUUUAAUGUUGUUGACAUGUUUAAGAAAUCUCCAAUUUUAUAUUAACCUUUUUUUUCUGUAAUUCAUGUUUUGGUCUGCCAAAAUUGGGAUUUGGUAAAAUAAAAUUCAAAAUUUUUUUAAAUACAUGUAUUUUUUUUCUUCAAACAAAUGUUAUGGGUUUGAUGGAUUCCAUAUACAUGUAUGUGAAAUUCAUGAGACUACCAAAGUGAAGUUGUAAAUAAAGUAUUUUUGAAAAACUACA